CAAAAACAUUUCUGUCAAUUGUCAAAAAUGUUUUUUAAUAAAUUUUUGAAACCAAUUCGUUGCAAUGGCCAAAUCAUUAGAAGCAUGGCAAAACUUUACAAGCAAGGAGAAAAAAGACCAUGGUCUCCUCAUACACCGAAAGGAGGAAUGGAAUUUGCUUUUGCAAGGUUAGAUGACCUUCUUAAUUGGGGUAGAAGUCGCUCCCUAUGGCCUAUGACAUUUGGAUUGGCUUGUUGUGCUGUCGAAAUGAUGCAUAUGGCUGGACCAAGAUAUGAUAUGGACAGAUUUGGCGUAGUCUUCAGAGCAUCCCCGAGACAAACAGACGUGGUUAUUGUAGCAGGUACGGUGACCAAUAAAAUGGCUACAGCUGUAAGAAAAGUCUACGAUCAAAUGCCAGAACCUAAAUGGGUUAUUUCCAUGGGUAGUUGUGCAAAUGGUGGCGGAUACUACCAUUACUCCUACAGUGUUGUCAAAGGAUGCGACAGAAUAAUUCCUGUCGAUAUUUACGUUCCUGGUUGUCCGCCGACAGCCGAGGCCUUGCUGUAUGGUGUGCUGAUGCUGCAAAGAAAAGUAAAGAGACAAAAUGCCUUACAAAAUUGGUAUAGACGAUAAAAAUGUAUCGUUGUUUAUUUUGGAUAAACAAUUAAUAAGCUACAUUGUAAACUGUACAUUUAUAUUUGAAC
Brassicogethes aeneus is the source of this 683-nucleotide messenger RNA. NCBI's taxonomy places the organism in Eukaryota, Metazoa, Arthropoda, Insecta, Coleoptera, Nitidulidae. The record is from the annotation of a GenBank genome assembly.